ACAUGAUUACGAUUUUUACUUUCUGGGCGGUUGUUUGGGUGUGGUGACCAGCUAAGCUUUCGAUGAACUACACCAAUCGUUUUUUGAACUAACAUGAUCCAUAGAAUUUUUCCUUCGAAAGUUUCAUAUUACUAUCAGUGUUGCUUGAAAGUGACACUAUCUUAAUUUUUUUGGAAUACGUUCUUGUUAAAAAAUAUUGAAAGUAAAAUUUAAUCCAUAUCAGGUUUUCUAUACACCAACAUGAAAUUGAAACAUGGCCGCUUUCACUAAAGAUGUGAGUAACGCAGUUUGGCAUGCAUUUGAUGCUUUAGAUGAUCACAGAAAUGGAAGAGUUAUGAAAUCACGACUCAAGGUUCUCACGGCAAGUUUAGGGACCUUGUUGGGAUGUCAGAAUGUAGAAAAAGGCCUUCAAGAACAUCGAAGUACCCAGGAUCUGUGUUUUGAUGAUUUUUUGUUUUAUCUUCAAAAGGAACUUUUUUCCUUUCUCCUUGGAUCAGUAGAUUAUAAAACUCUUCAACGCUAUCAUGAUCAAAUAGAAGAAGUGUGUUGGCUUGUGUGUAAAAAAAAGUUUUUGCGACGAGAUUAUGUUGCUUUCCCAGACAAUUGUGUCUUUCAAUUUUUUCGAGUGUUUUGUUUGCUUGGGGAACUACAUCAAGAACCCAAAAAGCCUGUAGAAGUUUUAUUGGCAGCAGAAGAGGUGGAACAUGUGGCAAUGAUGUUUAAUCAUGCAUUGGGUCAGAAUUGGGAUUCUGCUGACUUUCAAGGAAUAGCAGAAGUGAUUCCACUUUUCAGGUUUCAAGUGUUUAUUGCAUUGCUUGAAUCACGUUACACACAAAGUGUUGAAGUGAAGGGUUUAAUUGAAGCUACCAAGGAAGUGUUUGACAUUUUUGUCAAUGAUGUUCUGAGAAAGGGGUCACUUCGAAAAAGAAUAGCUCGCUUAGGAAUUUGGCGAGAACUGUGGUUUGUGCUCCAGCCUCAUACUCUCACGUACUACAGUAAUAAGGAAGAAGGAGAUAAAAGAGGUGAAAUGCAGCUCACAACGAAGUCAAGAGUUGAGACUCUACCUUCAUCACCAAGUGGUAAAGGAUUCAGGUUUUCAGUCAUGAGUGGUGACAAAAUUCUUGAUCUUUCAGCACCAGAUCACAAAAACAAGUUACAGUGGAUCAUAGCUCUUCAAACUGCUUUUCAGUUUUCUCAGGCUUCUGAGUCUUACCAGCGCCACCUAGCUAACAAAAGAAAAAGUGACAGAUUAUUGGCUAAAGCCAGAAAGGAAGAAGAGGAAGCUAAUCGACUUCAACAGCAACAGCAGCUGGAAUACUUAACAAAAGCUAGAAUAGAAGCAGAAGAAGCAAUACAGGCUGAAAGUCAGAGGAGACAUAUGCUUGAAGAAGAGCAGAGAAAACUAGAAAAACAGCUAGAAGAGGAACGCCAAGCUAAAAGAGAUGAGGAAAUUGUUCGGAACCUUCUGUCUAAGAGUCUAAUGGAAGAAUGGGAACAUAGAGAAAGACUGGAAAGACUUAAGGCAGAGAAAGAGAAGCGUCUUGCUGAGGAGCAGAAACGACGAUUAGAGUUAGAAACUGCAAAAAAAAAAGAGGAUGAAAAUGAACAGUUUGUUAAAAGAUUAAGUAACUUGGAAACAGAAAAACUUGAGCUUCAUUCUACAUUACAGGUAAUAAGAAAAUGUUGUCCUUAACAUAUUAGCUUAGCUAUAGUGGUACAAAAAAGUGAGUUAAAUUGUAGGGGCUUUAGAAAACAUGCUUAGAAUCAGCUAGCACUCUACUCUGUUUCUUGCAAUUAUAAUAAGAGAAUUUAGCUUUAUCAGAAAGAAUUGUUCCUAUGGCCAUUAUUUUUUUCCUUUUCAUAAGUUUGUGAAAAAAUAUUACAGUACAAUAAUUCUACAUACAAUGAUCAAAGUCUGUGUUCUGUUCUUUCUACACAAUUGACAAUGUAGUGGCAGUGCACUUAUCUUCUGUCACAUCUUCAGUUGUGAAAAUGUAAAGAAAGAAAAGGACAUUAACUUUGAUUGUUGAAUAUGAGGUGCAGAACCUUGGGUUAACUUCUCAAAGUUUGUAUACAGAUAUAAUAAUGAAUCGGUAAGUUAUAUAAAAUUUCUGACAGAUUUUGUCCACCAUAAAUUCAUCCAACAAGACAUUCACAAUAAAAAAUUUGCUUAGUUAAUUUUACCAGCGUACUCAUAUGAACCUGUAAAGAACCAUAUACUAAAUAAAUUCAGUUGUCAACUGUGAUGUUGUAUAAUGCUGAUUUUAAGGAAUUCUGUGUUGUGAUUACUGAGGCUUUUUACCAUCAAAAAUAAAAUUGUUUAUAAACAAAUCAAAUAUAUUAUCUGUUCAUGAAAUCUUACAUGAGGUACAAGAACUUCAGUAAGUUUGUUCUGAUUGCUUGUCUUAUAAGAAAGUGGAAUUUAAUGCUGGCUAAAUAACAAAACAAUCACUUUUGUGUUACAAACCACCAGUCAUAUAGAAUUGAUAAUGAUAAGCAUGAUGUUUGAUGUGAUUUUUUAAUCAUUUGCAUUUUCUUAUUUUUUCAUGAAGCAGAGUAGACAUUGAUUGUUAAAGAUUUUUGUUUCUUUUACACUAUGCAUGUUUUUGAUUUUACCAAAGUUUUAAUGUGAUUUCAUUUAAAUCCGUCAGACUUUAUUCUUUGAAAUAGCAUUCCAUGUUUUUGAUAUUUAAUACUUGAUUUUUCUGAGAAAGCAGACAAA
Limulus polyphemus (Atlantic horseshoe crab) is the source of this 2722-nucleotide messenger RNA. Its product is annotated as switch-associated protein 70-like. Lineage: Eukaryota; Metazoa; Arthropoda; Merostomata; Xiphosura; Limulidae. The record is from RefSeq and is a predicted model, not a curated record. Gene Ontology annotation, cellular component: cytoplasm; nucleus.